Molecule: messenger RNA, 3632 nt
Organism: Ostrea edulis (European flat oyster)
Lineage: Eukaryota; Metazoa; Mollusca; Bivalvia; Ostreida; Ostreidae
Product: tRNA (adenine(58)-N(1))-methyltransferase non-catalytic subunit TRM6-like
Exons: 12
Coding region: 1648-3510 (620 amino acids)
Biological process (GO): tRNA methylation
Cellular component (GO): nucleus; tRNA (m1A) methyltransferase complex
Source: RefSeq, a predicted model, not a curated record
UUUUUUUUUACUUUUCAUUAUGACAUUAUCAAUUCACAGUUGUGAAUUACAUGACUUUGACAUGAUCAAUUACAUGUAAAAAUGGAGACAAAAGUCAACACAACAUUCAUGAGUAAGUAACACCUUUACCAAUAAGAAAUAGUCACAUAAUUUAUAUAAAUAUCAACAUUUGAGGAAUUUUUACACAAACAAAUCUAUACUAAAAUGGUAAUUCUAAGUGCAAUAAAAGUAGAGAACACUGAGACAGUUAUUUGGCGGUUGGAAUUAGGUUUUUUCACGGAAUUAAAAAAACUGUGUCAUUGUUCGCUGCUUCUAUCGCACAUUGAACUACCAUUUUAGUAUAGAUUUGUUCCCGAGAAAAUUCUUCAAAUCUUGAUAUAAGGUAUGUGACAAUUCAUUAUUGAUAAAGGUGUUACUUGCUCAUUUGAAUUUUCCCUUGUUCACUUUUGUGGCCAUUUUUCCGUGUGAUUGAUCAUGUCAAAGUCACAGGUUUCGCCACCGUGCAAUUGUUUAAUCAAUUCAACACAUCCACAAAAAAUUUAAAUAUAGUGUACAUAUUAAAUAUAUCAGAAGAAUAUAAACAUCCUUAUUUUAUCAAUUUAAUAACUGGAAAUUCAAAACAUCAAUAAAGAUAUUGUACAUAUUAGAAGAUGUAGCCAUUUGGAAAAUUCCAUUGUUUUAUCAGAACUUGUACGAUCAUUGAUUAACAGGAAAUUCAACACAACAAUGAAAUGACUAUUCACAUCACAUCAGAAAAAAUAUUGGAAAAUUCCGUUAUUUUAUCAGUCGUAUAAUUAUUUAAUAAUGGGGAAAUUCAACACAUCAAUGAAAUUACUAUACACAUCAUAUCAGAAGAAAAUAUAGCCAUUUGGAAAAUUCCAUUAUUUUCCAUUCAUAUAUUAAUCAGUCUCUAAAAGUGCAAUACGUCUGGGGUUUAUUCCAAUGAUGUGUCCUAUAGUGUCCCACACAGCUAGUUCUUUUUUCUUCAAUAGAAUGGAUGCAGGACCCUCAACCUUGACAAGGCAAGAACCAGACUUGUCAAUUUCAAUAUCUCCAGCAAAAUGUUCAGAAAGGGUUGAGACACAUUUAAUUUCAACUUUGGCCACUUCAAACGGAACACAAAAAAACUUGAGACAGUCUAUCAGUAACUCUGUUCGUAAUAUAUACUGAAAACUACUGAUUUCUGGCAUCAUUUGGAUAACUAGUUCAAUGGAUGAAGCUUCAUGCAUGUUUGAAAUAUUUUCUAUAUAUUCCGUGGCUGCAGAUGUUAAGCGUCUGAUUUUUUUCUUCCGCCACCUCUUGUUCAGAUCCAGCGGUCUAUUGCUGGUAUUGCUACAAGUCAUUUCAGUGUCACUGUUUGAUUUUAGAAUCCCGCUACUGAUUGUAUUUUCCAGGCUUUUUUGUCUGAUAUACCAUGCUUGAAUGUCUAACCAACACAUUGGAGCUUUAGUGUCAACUUCUGUUCUCAAGUAUGAAUCGGAUGCGCUAGCAUUUACCUUUAUUGGCAAGUACUUUGGGUAUAACUUGUGAAAACAUUUCUCUGCUUGCCAAUUUCUUUUACACUCGGAGUUAGAUAUUUUUAUCUGGGCCAUUUCCAAAUCCAAAGUCGUGUUCUGGAGUGGGAGAAAGUUAAUUACAGCAUACUGGAUGUUGCCUUCACUCUCUUUUGAAAGGUGUGAGACUAUCUGUUCAGUGACAAAUGGAGAUUUUACCAAAACGACGUAUUUUGUUAUAAGUUCAAUAUGGUUGUGUUCCACGCCAUCCACAGAAAAUGUUGUCAGAAUAUUUUGUCGGAAUCUGAUGAAAAGGGAAUGGAAAGCACAAUUGAUUGUGUGGUUUUUGAAGGAAAUCACACUCUUAAAAAUCUUAUCAGAUGCCUUGUCCUUGAAUAUUACCGUGAGAGGUUGUAAUCGUUUACAGAAGACCCUCACAAAUUUUGAAACUCGUUUCUUGUACUUCUCUGUUUUUCCAACGGUCAAUUCUGACAUCCUUUUACUUUCAUUUUCGAAUAUCAGCACGUGUGUUUAUUUACAGAAUGUAUUGUCAGAAUCAGCAAAACGCUUGUCGAAAGAACCUGCACGAAACAUGUUAAAGCGUUUUUAUCACUCGGAAGAAAAUAUGGCGACAGUCAGUGAGCCCAUGUGUGAGGAAACAGGCAAAGUGUCAUCUGUGACAAUAAAGGAGGGUGAUCAAGUGCUAUUAAAGAAAGGAAAGGCAGUCCGCAUUUUCCAAAUUCGAAAGAAACGAGAUAUCUGGUUGGACAAGAUUAAGUUCACUCUUGAUGGCGCCAUUGGUCAUUUUUAUGGAUCUACUUUUGAAGUCAAGAAUGGCAAGAUGAUUAAAAUACAGAAAACAUUCAAGGAAGCAGAAGUGUUAGGUGCUGAGAAAGGAAUUGAUAACCGGGAUUUACACGACCUGGACAGCAAUCAGAAGUUAUCACGAGAAGACAUCGAGAAAAUGAAAAAAGAGGGGACAAAGGGAGAGAAAAUCAUAGAGCAGUUGAUAGAAAACAGUACGACGUUUAAAGGGAAGACCGAGUACGCCCAGGAGAAGUGGGUCAAAAAGAAAAAGCAGAAACAUGUUUCUGAGUUCACGGUCCUUAAACCAAACACUAGGUUAAUGUGCCAGAUGUACCACGAGAAGUCUCCAGCAAAAAUUCUUCAUAUGAGGAUGGACACUCUUGCGCAAAUUCUGAGUUACGGAAACGUCCACGCCUACUCCAAUGUAGCAGUGGUUGACACGUGUUCAGGGCUUGUAGUGGGGGCUGUGCUAGAAAGGCUAGGAGGAUUUGGAAAAGUAAUUCACUUCCAUCCAGGGGACAGACCAGUGAGACCAAUAGUGGAGUAUCUAGACUUUCCUAAGGAGUUCAUGGACAAUUUGUACAAUAUUCCAUUUUGUGAAAUUGACUCGUUAAAAGGAAAUGGUUUGGAAGAAACAAGCAGUGACACUCAGAGUAACAAUCUCCCAGUAGAAUCUCCUCGGUGUGAUGGGGAGGGUGGUCAUUCUUCACAGACAAAUGGGAAAAACAAGGGAGACAACGAGGCAGUAAUGGAAGUUUGUGAUCAAAGUACAGAGUCAACCCAAAAUACGAAUAUAGAGGGUGAGGAAUCAGGCAGCCCAGGCCCAGCAAAAAAAAAGAUGAAAACAGAGUUAUCAGCCCGAGAAGCAAAUAAAGUUUUGUACAGCAAAAGAUUACUCGAGGCCAAAGAACUCUUGCUUUCACAUGAUAUUGAUUGUUUAAUCGUAGCCAGCAAAUUCAACCCUACCCCUCUAGUCACUACCCUAAUAGAAUAUGUGGCUCCGUCCAGACCGAUAGUGGUGUACAACCAGUAUCAACAGGCAGUGAUGGAUGCUUAUGGAUAUCUGAGAGAGAUUGGGUGUUUAGUGAAUUACAGAGUGUCUGAGACAUGGCUCAGGGAAUAUCAGAUUCUGCCCAUGAGAACCCAUCCCGAGAUUCAGAUGAGUGCAGCAGGAGGCUAUCUUCUCACCGGGACAACAAUAGCCAAGUGAUGCCCACAGAUGACCAUAGCCCAGCCCACAGAUGACCAUAGCCCAGUAAUGCCCUCAGCCAGUACUGGUGCAAAGUCAGGCAUUGUUAUCAGUUAUUAUAAUAAAGUGUUACAUGUACUAUU